Microcebus murinus (gray mouse lemur) is the source of this 5293-nucleotide messenger RNA. RefSeq names its product endoplasmic reticulum metallopeptidase 1 (gene ERMP1). Gene Ontology annotation, biological process: proteolysis. Gene Ontology annotation, molecular function: metalloexopeptidase activity. The record is from RefSeq and is a predicted model, not a curated record. NCBI's taxonomy places the organism in Eukaryota, Metazoa, Chordata, Mammalia, Primates, Cheirogaleidae.
GCUGUCGCGGGCUGGGGCGGUUGGGCUGGCGGCUGAGGCUGGUGGCCAUGGAGUGGGGUUACGAGUCGGCUGCUGUGAGGCGGCACCGCGUCGGAGGGGAGCGUCGGGAGGGACCCGCGGACGCGCCGCCGCCGGAGAGGGAGGCCCCGGAGCAGGAGCCCCUGGUGGAUGCGUGCGGCGGCAGGGGCGGCGCGAGGACGCGGAAGAGGAGCCCGGGGGGUAGCGGCGGCGCGAGCCGGGGCGCGGGGACCGGGCUGUCUGAGGCGCGCGCCGCGCUGGGGCUCGCGCUCUACCUGCUCGCUCUGCGGACGCUCGUGCAGCUGUCGCUGCAGCAGCUCGUGCUGCGCGGGGCCACUGGCCGCCACGGGGAGUUCGACGCGCGCCAAGCCAGGGAUUAUCUUGAACACAUAACAUCUAUUGGCCCCAGGACUACAGGAAGUCCAGAAAAUGAAAUUCUGACAGUGCACUACCUUUUGGAACAGAUUAAACUGAUUGAAGUGCAAAGCAACAGCCGUCACAAGAUUUCAGUAGAUGUACAACGGCCUACAGGUUCUUUUAGCAUUGACUUUUUGGGAGGUUUUACAAGCUACUAUGACAACAUCACCAAUGUUGUGGUAAAGCUGGAACCCAGAGAGGGAGCCCAGCAUGCUAUCCUGGCUAACUGUCAUUUUGACUCAGUGGCAAACUCACCAGGUGCCAGUGAUGAUGCAGUUAGCUGUUCAGUGAUGCUGGAAGUCCUUCGCGUCUUGUCAACAUCUUCAGAAGCCUUACAUCAUGCCAUCGUGUUUCUCUUUAAUGGUGCUGAGGAAAAUGUCUUGCAAGCCAGUCAUGGUUUUAUUACUCAGCACCCCUGGGCCAGCUUGAUUCGUGCAUUUAUUAACUUGGAGGCAGCGGGUGUAGGAGGGAAAGAACUUGUAUUCCAAACAGGUCCUGAAAAUCCUUGGUUGGUUCAAGCUUAUGUUUCAGCAGCUAAACACCCUUUUGCUUCUGUGGUGGCUCAGGAGGUUUUUCAGAGUGGAAUCAUUCCUUCAGAUACUGACUUCCGUAUCUAUAGGGAUUUUGGGAACAUUCCAGGAAUAGACUUAGCUUUUAUUGAGAAUGGAUACAUUUAUCACACCAAGUAUGACACAGCGGACAGAAUUCUAACAGAUUCCAUUCAGAGAGCAGGUGAUAACAUAUUAGCAGUUCUUAAAUAUCUAGCUACGUCUGAUAUAUUGGCUUCUUCUUCUAAGUAUCAGCAUGGAAACAUGGUCUUCUUUGAUGUGCUUGGUUUGUUUGUCAUUGCCUACCCCUCUCGUAUUGGCUCAAUAAUAAACUACAUGGUGGUAAUGGCUGUUGUUUUGUACCUGGGCAAAAAAUUGUUGCAGCCCAAACAUAACACUGAUAACUACAGGAAGGACUUCUUGUGUGGACUUGGCAUCACUCUGAUUAGCUGGUUCACCAGCCUUGUUACCGUUCUCAUUAUAGCCGUGUUCAUCUCUCUUAUUGGACAGUCUCUGUCAUGGUAUAACCACUUUUAUGUCUCCGUUUGUUUGUAUGGAAGUGCAGCUGUAGCCAAAAUAAUAUUUAUACAUACCCUUGCAAAAAGAUUUUAUUACAUGAAUGCCAGUGACCAGUAUCUGGGAGAAGUAUUUUUUGACAUCUCGCUAUUUGUCCAUUGUGGUUUUCUUGUAACUCUCACUUACCAAGGACUUUGCUCAGCGUUUAUUAGUGCUGUCUGGGUGGCAUUUCCAUUGCUCACAAAGCUUUGCGUGCACAAGGACUUUAAGCUGCAUGGUGCCCAAGGAAAAUUUAUUGCUGUUUACCUUUUGGGGAUGUUUAUUCCUUAUCUUUAUGCAUUGUACCUCAUCUGGGCGGUAUUUGAGAUGUUUACCCCUAUCCUUGGGAGAAGUGGUUCAGAAAUCCCACCUGAUGUUGUGCUGGCAUCCAUUUUGGCUGGUUGUACGAUGAUUCUCUCUUCCUAUUUUAUUAACUUCAUCUACCUUGCCAAAAGCACAAAAAAAACCAUGCUAACUUUAACUUUGAUGUGUACAAUUACAUUCCUCCUUGUUUGCAGUGGAACUUUUUUCCCAUACAGCUCCAGUCCUGCUAAUCCAAAGCCAAAGAGAGUGUUUCUUCAGCACAUGACUAGAACAUUUCAUGACGUGGAAGGAAACGUAGUUAAACGGGACUCUGGAAUAUGGAUCAAUGGGUUUGAUUAUACGGGAAUGUCUCACGUAACACCUCACAUUCCUGAGAUCAAUGAUAGCAUCCGAGCUCACUGUGAGGAGAAUGCACCCCUUUGUGGUUUCCCAUGGUAUCUUCCAGUGCACUUUCUGAUCAGGAAAAACUGGUAUCUUCCUGCUCCAGAAGUUUCUCCAAGAAAUCCUGCUCAUUUCAGACUUAUAUCCAAAGAACAGACACCUUGGGAUUCUACAAAGUUGACCUUUGAAGCAACAGGACCAAGCCAUAUGUCAUUCUAUGUUCGAGCCCACAAAGGCUCAACACUUUCUCAGUGGUCUCUUGGCAAUGGCACUCCAGUCACAAGUAAAGGAGGGGACUACUUCGUAUUUUACUCCCAUGGACUCCAGGCCUCUGCAUGGCAGUUCUGGAUAGAAGUACAGGUCUCAGAGGAACAUCCUGAAGGAAUGGUCACUGUGGCCAUUGCUGCACACUAUCUAUCUGGGGAUGACAAGAGAUCCUCCCAACUGGAUGCUCUGAAGGAGAAGUUCCCAGAUUGGACAUUUCCCUCUGCUUGGGUGUGCACCUACAAUCUCUUUGUGUUUUAAUCUUGUGGACGAGCUCUAAGUACAUGCCCAUUGGAUCCUCCACGUGACAGUUUCUCCUUACGUUACGUGGAUGAUUGUAAUGUAAGUCAAUGAAUUUUAAUGAGCAUAUGUUCAAAGAGCUUUUUGGGUUAACACUCUUCAGGGCCAAGCACUAUUAGGGUUAAGCUGUGGAAUAAUGAUGCAUGGCCUUUUGACACUUGAAAAUGCCAGUUUUCUGGCACUUAAGCACAUGUGGGUACUGCCACUACACACAUCAUUUUUUGUGAUUUUAAGGACAAAAGCCAACAAACCACUCAAUAGCUAUCCCUCUAGGAUCAUGAAAGAUGUCAACUGUCAGAGCAUUGUUAAUGAGCAAAACCAUUUGUUGUGUCAGUGGAUGGUGAGGAAAAUAUUGUUCACUGGGGUAAUGAUUCCCCUUGAGAUCUACCUCUGUGUAGGUCAUUGGCAAAUGAUUGCCAUAACGAUUGAGGAAGCAGCUUUGGAGUGUGGUUGUGUCCCUGUACUGAAGCCUGGGCCCCUGAUGUGGACCCCUGUGCUGAGCUGGUGAGUCACUGUCCUGAGGAUCCAUCUCAUGGUCGCUGAGAUCCAUCGCUGUGCUGCUUUCCCGAGGUGGUUUUUCAAUGCCUGUUCUCUGAAACUUGUCUGUUCCACCUCUCCACUCUCCCAAUUUGAAGAGGAACAUUUGGCCACAUUUCCUGCUAGGCUUUCAUAGGUUCUUUUGGUUCAGAGUAUUGUUUGUGCAAGUGUAUGUCCUUAACUUCCUUCCUCAGAGCACUGAGUUGCCACUUUGGCUAUUCUGGGGUUGAAGGAGGGUUGGGAGUAAAUAUUUAUUCUCCUUGCUUUAUUCAUACAGGGUUAAUCCUUUAUGACAUAAUUUUAUUGAUGCACUGGGUUCUCCUCCUCUUUGUUUUCCAUCCAGUUGAAUAGUUUCUUAGUAACUUACUGUCCAGAGGGGCUGGCAUUCCUGAGAGUUGAGGGUGUGGCUUGUACUGGAAUGAGAUGGUGUUCAGAUCCUGCAUAAUGGCAGCACGAGGACUUAAAGGUGGUUUUCAUUUUGAAGAUGGGCAUGUAGCUUGUGAGGUGUACCAUAGCAGCACCUCAUGUGGCUUCUUGGUUCCAGCAGUGAGAGGGUUUGGAGAGACCAGCAGUAAACUAUGCUAAGAUUUUUUUGUUCCAUUAGGAAAUGUAAAAAGUUCAACAAAUUGAGUUUAACAAGCAUAGGCAAAAAACAGGUAAAAGAAAAGCAAUAGUAAAAAAGUUAGCUAGACUUCUUGAGUGAAUGGAAUGAGGAAUGCUUCUUGAAAAGUGGCCCUUGGAUCUGUCUGAACAGAAGGAGCACAGUAAGUAUGUAUUGCAGGAGGAAACUUUCUUGAAGCUGCUUGUGCAGUGUGUAUGAUGUGCUUUCUUAAUCAUGCUCCUCAUAUAUUACCUAAUUUGAGAUUCCCUAAAAACUAACUGGGCCCAUGCAGACAGCAGGGCCUCAGCCAGAGGUGAAUGAUAAUAUGCUGGCUGUCAUGUGCAUCGACAAUGCACACUGGAGUCAUUGCUUUUCCUAGACUUUGUAGAAAUCAGUCUCAAGUGUAUGUUAUCUGCUUCAAGUGUCUGGCUCCUGCUACAUUUAUCUGUCAGGUAGUACAUAAGGUAUGCAGGGUUUAUAUCUUGUAUAGAAUCACAGUUGUGGAGAAAAAGUUAACAGUAGUCAUUUCUCAAUGAAUUUUAAAAUACAGGUGUAUUUUCUGUCCCAGUGGUUAAUCUGAAAUACAGUACUAGAAGUUACAGAAAAAGCAGCAAAAUGUUGGAGACGUAUACAAAACACAUUGUUCCCUGUGAUUCCCUCCCUCCCCCUUUCAAGGAAGGAUGCUGUGACUCCUUUUUAGUAGUAGUAAUCAUUUUCCUUUUGCCCUUGGAUUAUUUCCUCAUUUCCUUAUGCAAACCAUUUUGUUUUGGUUUUCUUUAGCCUUAUGAAGCUUUGAUGUUGUACAAGGUCAGAAACAAGAUGCCUGCUUAAUAUUUUGGGAGGUUGUUUUAAUGCCAGAAAUGGUCAAAUAAUUACACACAGUAUUCAUGGCUCUAUUAAUAACACAUACUCUAUCAGUUGCCUCUGAGAUUAAACUUGUUAGUUUUUUUUUUUUUAGAAAAGGAUAUCUGAUUAUUUGAAUAACUCAUUUCUAAAAGGUCUUUUCCAGCUCAAACAAAUGCAUUAUUUUCUACAGAAUUUAAGUAGCAAAUACAGUACUGCAUAUUCAGGGAAAGUGUGAAGAAUUGUGAUUUCAAAGUAGUUUGUUCUUUGUUUGACCUAAGAAUGACUGUUGCAUGAAGUUUUUGUUGCCACAACUUAACAGAUGUAAACAAGCAUGAUUGGAUUCCUUAAGAUGUUACCACCAAGGGGGCCACAAGCCAGCCUGCUGACUCAGGAAGCUGUAGGAAGAAUGAUUAUGUCUGUCCCUUUUCUUUCACUGGUUUACCGAUGUGUUGACGAUUAAUUGUUGCCUUACAAUGUUACUGAAAUAAACUUUUUAACAUAC